UGGUGCUCUGUUUCCCUCGGACACAGCGGAUCACCGAUCAACAGAAAGAGCCGAAGAUGUCGGCUCGGUCAUGUGAUCAGCUGUGUCCAAUCACAGCUGAUCACAUGGGACAUGUACACUGAUCAUCAGGGGACUGAUGAUCAGUGUGCCCUGAUAAUCAGUUUAGCCCCAGCAGUGCCACUUGUCAGUGCCCAGCAAUUCCAGCUGUCAGUGCUCAUCAAUGCCACCUGCCAGUGCCCAUCAGUGCCACAUAUCAGUGCCUACCAGUGCACAUAUCAGUGCCCAUCUGAGCUGCCUUUCAGUGCCACCUAUCAGUGCCAGUCAGUGCCACCUAUCAAUGCCAGUCAGUGCCACCUAUCAGUGCUGCCAAUCAGUGCCACCUAUCAGUGUCAGUCAGUGCCGCCUAUCAGUGCCACUUAUCAGUGCCCGUCAAUGCUGCCUAUCAGUGCCGCCUAACAGUGCC
Messenger RNA from Staurois parvus, 463 nucleotides. Lineage: Eukaryota; Metazoa; Chordata; Amphibia; Anura; Ranidae. The record is from the annotation of a GenBank genome assembly.